Molecule: messenger RNA, 3255 nt
Organism: Clarias gariepinus (North African catfish)
Lineage: Eukaryota; Metazoa; Chordata; Actinopteri; Siluriformes; Clariidae
Gene: tcf7l1b
Product: transcription factor 7 like 1b
Exons: 12
Coding region: 994-2754 (586 amino acids)
Biological process (GO): canonical Wnt signaling pathway; regulation of transcription by RNA polymerase II; generation of neurons
Cellular component (GO): beta-catenin-TCF complex
Molecular function (GO): DNA-binding transcription factor activity, RNA polymerase II-specific; RNA polymerase II cis-regulatory region sequence-specific DNA binding
Source: RefSeq, a predicted model, not a curated record
UUUCAGCGCGCGGCUCCUCCUCUGCUCCGCGUUUCUAAACGCACGGGCGCUCCGCGCGCGCACUGCCCCGACCAGCAGCAGCUCAGCGUGCACGCGAGCGGACAGAUCAUUCUCCUGUCUGAGGAAAAAGAGACAGGCUUCUUUAAUUUUCUUUUCUUUCUAUUAUUAUUAUUAUUUUUAAAACACAGCCGAGACACCGAGUCGUGCCUGCGGAAAGGAUUUUAAAGAUUGCGAUAUUUCUUACUUUUUUUUCUUGUUGUUUAAGGAGCCGUUUUUUUUCCAUCGCUCGCGCACAUUUUGGGUGAAAAAAAAAAGUCUCGCGACGUGACCGUUGAAACUUUUUCCCCCCUUUUAGCAACAAGCUAACCUCCCGGAGCCUGCUUGUGGAAGCCGACCUGAGGCGACGGGCAGAGUUUGAGGAGGUCUGGGGGAAACGAAAAAACGCUUUUAGUGUCGACUUGUUGCGCUCGAAAAGUCGAGUUUGGAUUGCAGGAAGCGAAUUUCGAGCGCUUUUGGAAGUUUUGCAGACUCGCUUGUGCGUGUUUUGUAUCGCUUUUGUUCUCACAGAAGAACCGGGCUUCACUCAUUUUACACGAUUCACUCACUCGACUCAGUCACACACUCGACUCCCUCACUCCAUCAACAGCCGAGAAGUUUUUACCCGAGUCUCGAGUGAGUUUUGCAAGACUUUUUGUUUUUUCCACCUUGUUUUUUUUUUGAGGUUUUUAGCGUUUGUUUCUACGGAGCAGGAUUUCACAACGUUAGUCAUGGACAAGUUGGAUUUCGCUUCCGAGGAUUACUACUGAAAUAGUCUUUUAUUUUUAUUCUCUUUUUCUCCAAAUGCUGCCCGUGAACUGAGCUAACACUUGUUUUUCAUACAGCAAGCUACAGUUCCCUGAUCCAGCACGUUUUUGGAGGGAUUUUAGCGCAUAUAUCUAUCUAUCUGUGUGUGUAUAUAAAUAUAUAUAUAAAAAAACACUCUUUAGAGCCAACAUGCCGCAGUUAAACGGAGGCGGAGGAGACGAGCUCGGGGCGAACGACGAGAUGAUCUCGUUUAAAGACGAAGGCGAGCAGGAGGAGAAGACAGCCGAGAGCGUGUCCGCCGAGCGGGACCUGGACGACGUCAAGUCGUCGUUAGUGAACGAGUCGGAGAAUAACAGCAGCUCGUCGGAUUCGGAGCCGACUGAAAGACGCCCACCACCUCGUUCCGACAUCGAAAGUUAUGAAAAAGCCCGAGAGUGUUUUACUGAAGCACUGAGAAGACAUGAAGAUGGAGGUUUGUUUAAGAGCCCACACUACCCAGGUUACCCCUUCCUCGUGCUCCCGGAUCUCACCAACCCAUAUUUACCCAACGGAGCUCUCUCUCCAACUGCCCGGACCUACCUGCAGGUGAAAUGGCCGCUGUUGGACAUGCCGAGCUCAGCAGCACUGAAGGACUCCAGAUCACCUACACCGGGACAUUUGUCUAAUAAGGUUCCUGUGGUGCAGCACGCUCACAUGCACCCGCUGACCCCCCUCAUCACCUACAGUAAUGAUCACUUUCCUCCAGCGACGCCGCCUGCACACCUCUCCCCAGAGAUCCUGGACCCUAAGACAGGUAUCCCACGGACCCCUCACCCCUCUGAGCUGUCUCCAUAUUACCCACUCUCUCCAGGGGCUGUGGGGCAAAUCCCUCACCCUCUGGGCUGGCUCGUCCCACAACAAGCACAACCCAUGUACUCCAUUCCUCCAGGAGGUUUCCGCCACCCAUACCCAGCACUCGCUAUGAAUGCUUCCAUGUCCAGCCUGGUGUCGAGUCGUUUUUCUCCUCACGUUGUGCCUCAUCAUCCUCACAGCCUUCAUCAGACGGGAAUCCCUCACCCUGCUAUAGUCUCUCCAGCCAUCAAACAGGAGCCCAAUGGAGAACUGAGCCCUGCCUCACACACGAAGUCUCCAGGGCCGGCGAAGAAGGAGGAAGAGAAGAAGCCGCACAUUAAGAAGCCCCUGAACGCCUUCAUGCUGUAUAUGAAGGAGAUGAGGGCCAAAGUGGUGGCCGAGUGCACUCUCAAAGAGAGCGCCGCUAUAAAUCAGAUACUAGGGAGGAGGUGGCACUCUCUGUCUCGGGAAGAGCAGGCCAAAUACUACGAGCUGGCCAGGAAAGAGCGACAGCUUCACUCUCAGCUCUAUCCCGGCUGGUCCGCACGAGAUAACUAUGGCAAACGGAAGAAGAGGAAGAGAGAGAACAAGGCUGUCUCAGCAGCAGAGGGUGAGGGGGAUUACUCCGCACGGAAUAAGAAGCCUUGUGUGCAGUACCUCCCUCAGGAGAAGAUGAUUGACAGCCCGGCGUCCUCUCACGGCAGCAUGCUGGACUCACCGGCCACGCCCUCCGCCGCCCUGGCGUCGCCCGCCGCGCCUGCCCCCACUCACUCCGAGCAAGCCCAGCCGCUGUCGCUCACCACCAAACCCGAGCGUCACCACCCUCACUUCUCUCUGAUCUCCAAACCUUCAUCAUCCUCAUCCUCUUCUUCCGCUUCCACUUCCUCCUCCUCCUCUUCCUCCUCCUCCUCUUCCUCAUCUCACCCCAGCAUCUCUCUUGCCGUCAGCUCCUCAGGCCCUCAUUCGACCCCGCAUCUCCUCACCCGACCCAUCCCCUUCGCCUCCCUGCACCCCUCACUCUUGUCCCCGCCUUCGCCGUUCCACCAGGCCGCCCUGCACUCCCAUCAUGCCCUGUUCCAGACGCAGCCGCUCUCCUUGGUAACCAAAUCAGCCGACUGAGCCUACAGGAACAGCGCUCUCUCUCUCUCUCUCUCUCUCAUUCAAUCUCUUUGCUUUCAACAUGCUGUACAUUGCUUUUUUUACAAAUUUGCCAACCCCUCCCCCCCACCCUCCACCUUCCACAUAGACGUCAGGUUAACUUUUGAUAAGCGAAAAGUAAAUGAAUAUUAUUGGUCAAUAUUUGAUCACCUGCUUUUCUGUGUCUCUCUCUAUGAAAGUGUAUUUUUUUGUAAAUUCUACUUUGGAACUGGUUUCUUAUUUGAUACAGUUAUCCAGCGAAAAAACUCAUUGUAUAAAGUUAUGACUUGUAUUACAAACUUCUUUAAUAAGACAAGAAGGAACGACAAAAAAAAAAAUUCUUAAAAGCGUACAUGUAAUUAAUGGUAGUUUUAAAGUUUUAAUUCCUAGUACAGGCCGUUUAUUAGAAGGCUUUUGAGACUACCCCUCCAGUUUUGAAGUGUGUGAACUUGAUAAAAUAAAACUUGUAAAUUGUUUCUAGAA